Rhizophagus irregularis DAOM 181602=DAOM 197198 is the source of this 466-nucleotide messenger RNA. The record is from RefSeq and is a predicted model, not a curated record. Lineage: Eukaryota; Fungi; Glomeromycota; Glomeromycetes; Glomerales; Glomeraceae.
UGGAAAUUAUUUGGGCUCUAAAUUCGAAAAUAGAAUUAUCAUUAGGACUCCUGAACCUUGGAUAUUAAAUAAAAAUUAUGAACGUACUUCGGUUUAUCUUGAUGAUAAUAAAACCAUUCAAUUAUUUAUUGGAGAAUCCACCGUUCAAGUAUGGCAUAAAAGAAAAAGUGAAACAUCAUCUUCAAAACUAUCAUUUUCAUCAUCUACGAGAGUUCUUGAAUAUAUUUGGACGAAUAAUUCUAAUGGACCAAUGCAAAUUCAAUCUUUGGAAAUUGGUCAUAAAGAAUUCUCAUUAAUAUUAUAUAUUCCUUCUAGAAAUUCUCUUUCCGAACCUGGAGAAAAAAUUAUACUUGAAUGGCCUGAAAAAGUCAAUUGUCCAGUACAUGCUUGUCAAGCAUUAGAAUUUUUUAACGAGAAAAAAGAUCAACCUUUAGAUCCAAAAAGACAACAUCAAUUUGAUGAUUUG